AGUUCCAGGAAGUACCCAGUUCAGCUGGAGAAUUAAAACGGCACCUAAACAGAGCCAUUCUUUGCUUUUUCUUCUUCAGAACCCAUGUUUUCACAUUUUUCCUUUGACUGUGUCCUGCUCUUGCUGCUACCACUUACAAGGUCUUUGGAAGGAGUAUACGUGUCUGAGGUGGGUCAGGAUGCUGAUCUGCCCUGCGCCUACUCUCCACCCACCCCUGAGGAUCUCGUGCCUGUGUGUUGGGGCAAGGGACCCUGCCCUUUGUUUCAAUGUCACAGUUUGGUACUCAGCACUGAUGGAAGGAACUUGAACUAUUGGACAUCCAGCAGAUACCUACUAAAGAGGAAUUUCCGCAAAGGAGACGUGAGCUUGACCAUAAAGAAUGUGACUUUAGAGGACAGUGGGACCUAUUGCUGCCGGAUCCAAUUCCCAGGCCUAAUGAAUGAUCAAAAAUCAAACCUGGAGUUGGUCAUCAAACCAGCCAAGGUCAACCCUGCUGGGACUCCAUGGAGGGACAUCACUACAGCCUUUCCAAGGAUGCUCGCCACCGAGGGACCUGGCUCAGAGACACAGACACUGGAGACCCUCCAUGAUAAAAAUCAAACAGAAAUAUCCACACUGGCUAAUGAGUUACAAGACAUGGGCGCCACCACCAGAAUAGGCCUCUACAUCGGAGCAGGGGUUUCUGCUGGGCUGGCUCUCGUUCUUAUCUCUGGUGCUUUAAUUCUCAAAUGGUAUUCUGAUAGCAAAGAGAAGAUACAAAAUUUAAGCCUCAUCAGUUUGGCCAACCUCCCUCCCUCGGGGUUAGCAAAUACAGCAGGAGAGAGGACACAUCCAGAGGAAAACAUCUAUACCAUUGAGGAGAACGUAUAUGAAAUGGAGGAUCCAUACAAGUAUUACUGCUCCGUCAGCAGCGGGCAGCAGUCCUGACAACCCCUGGGCUGUUGUCUUUCAACGCCACCAGAUUCACCACUUCCUUUUGGGGUUUGGUGUUAUCUUCUUUGAAAACUAUGAGAUGGCUCACCUGACUGGUUUUAGAGGUUCUGUCCUUGGCCACCGAGCAGAGUUUUUCCAUGUUCUAAAGAUAAGGAGCUCACCCGAGGAUUGAACUGGUACCAGCAUUGUACUUAGACAGGCACAACAUUACCUCUGUGUUCCCGCCACCCAACUCGGAGGCUGCUAAUCAGGGCAUUAGAGCUCAAAUGGGCUUUUAUAGAGAGUAGGAAUUCUUAAUAUGGGGUCUCUGGAAUUCCAGAUAUUCAGUUAUAUGGUGUGUCCAUGAAGCUUCUGAAAAUACAGGGGAAAUUAUGUGCUGAGAUACGUGCGUGUCUUUUUCGGUACGGGAAGUCUAAAGGGGCCGCCGAUUCUCAAAGAGCUCUGUGAACCGUAGCAGGUUCGGAAACUAUUGGAGUAGGAGUAGAUGGUCUUGAAGGUUCCCUUUGAGUCUCAAGGUUGAUGCUUCUUUGAAUGUUGACUCUGUGACAGUAAGUGCCAGUGCACAGCUCUCCUUGGCCUAAGUUAAGAAGACUGCCCAGCAAGGCCUGUGGUGUGGCAGGUGCUCCUGGAGAAAGAGGAAGUAUGCUUAGUGUGUGUUGACAGGUUUUGCUUGGGGUGCACUCAGAGGGAAAGAUCUCUGACCAACUUCUCCAUUCAUGGAGAGAACUGGAGCUGUGUGUCUCACAAAAGAAGAAGCAAUGACUGGGACACAAAUUCUGUUUCCUGGUGGAAAGUAGGUAAAGGGCUCCAGCCAUCUGUAUUUGUCCCUGUCAGAUGCCCUGAUGGAAAGACAAUGGCCCUUAAGCUUUAGUUCCAAGAUGGUAGAGAGUAGGUCUAUCUUGCCUAUUUGCUUCCUCCCCAGUCUUGGCACAGCUCUGACACAUAAUACGGAUAGAAAUUUACUAAAUAUCUUUGGAGUGAAAAAAUUAAAGAAGCAGAAAGGUAGAUUCCUGGGAAGACUUUUCCAUUGGAGAGCUCAGAUAGAGCUUCACUUGUUGGGGAACUCGAAAAUACUCCUAAGCUCCCUUUUCUGCUCUUGUCCAGCAUCUGCUCUUCUCAGCAUCCUCUCCCUUCUCAGACCCUUGGAAGUGUGUUAUUGUCUUUUUCCCCCUUUCUGCUGAAUGAAUCAACAAUAGGGACCUGUCACUGCCUGAAAACUGCCUUCCCCAGGUGAUGACUGAGCUGCUACUGCAUUGCAUGCAGGAGAUGUUGGCCACCAAGGAUGCAGGCAGCCUGUGUGUUGCAGUGUUUGGGCUGCAUCUGGGCAGUAUUGGGAAGCACUGGCUUUCUACAGGGAGAUCAGUUUGCAAAGUUCCAGGCAGUAGCUUUUAAACAAGCUGAAAAAUUAAGUGUUUUAAAUUUAUGAAAUUCUAGAGGGAAGGGACCACAGAAAACAUAUGAACCAGAUUAAUGAUUCCCCCACAAAAGGGAUUCUUAUUCUGCAAAAAUCUUUACACAAGGAUAUAUAUACAAGAGCGAUCAUUGCAAUGGUGUUUGUGAGAGAUGUUUCCCAUCAGUUGGGGAAUAAUUGGUUAUUGUGGUAUGUCAACACACUGGCACAAGUAAAAAAAAUUAGGUGGUUUCAUCAUUGAGCUGUUUUGCUAAUGCAACAAACAUUAAGUGCUUACUCUGUGCCGGGUUCUCUGGUGCUGGGAUCAUAGAGAGAGACCAAAUAGACACAUCCCUGACCCCACAGAACUUCUGAUUGAUCUGACAGGAAGGAUGAUUUCAUUCAAUCAGUCAUUCUUUCAGUGAACAUUUUUUGUCGACUACUUUGUGCCAGACACUGUUUUAGUUCCUAGAAAUAUAGCAGUUAAGGAAACAGACAAGAUCCCGACUCUCACAGACCUUGUGUUACUUGUCAAAGGAGAAAUCUAUAUUGCUAAGUCAAAAGAAAAAAGAGUUCUAGAAUAGUACAUAUAGUUAAUGCUAAUUUUUUUUGCCUUUAAAUAAUCCAGAAGAAUAUUCCCAAAUUAAUAUGGUUAUUCCACAAGGGCAAAUAGUCAAAAGAUAGUUUCACUUUUUGCUUUUAUGUGCUUCUAUAAUUUGAAUUAUUUUAUCCAUUUUUUGUAAUAAAAAAUAGAUUUAAAUACUGUAGCAAUAUUUUCCUGUCCACCCUCCUCCUCAUAGAAAGAAAUUAAGACUUGGAUAAGUUAAAUUCAAGGUCAAGGCGGGCAGUAGAGUGCGCCAGCACUCUAGACGUGUCUAGAGUGGUCCAGCAGAGAUUGGAACCCUGGUUUUCAGGGUAGGAUCCACUCUACAUCAACUAUUUGUAAUACAGAAGAUGGCAGAAAGGGUAACAAACUAUCAAGCUACCCCAGAGGGUCUGGGCAAUGGCAAGUGGUCACUUAAUUAAAAACAAUGUAAAAAGAUUGAAUGUGUGGUUUGCUCUUAGAAGUGCUUAGGAUUUUUCUCCCAGAGCUCUGCCAUAGAGACCCACAGUACAAGAAGAGGCUCCCUGAUCUCUUCAGACUGAAAAAUUAAGGUCUUACCAUGUUUUAGCUGCCUAUCACUUCUAGUGUUAGAAUUCCCCAGGCAGAAAUUCCAAGUGGUUUAACCUGUCAUUAAUUUAUUUGGGGGCAUCCCUUCAUGCCUAGUCCCAUAUAAAUUUAAUUCUCAUUUAAGUUUGAAUUAAAAAAAAACUGAAUACAAAUUAAUUUUCUGUCCAGAUUUCUACUGAGAAAGUCUUUCUAGAGGUAAGUAGAGAUGCCCUUCGUGCUGUAAUUUUUAAGAUUUUUGUCAUCCUUUUCUGGGGCUCAGUUGGGAAGUGGGAAAAAGGAGAGGGGCAGCUGGAACACUUGGUUGGAGGGUUCUCAAGCUUCAGGAGGGCUCAGAUUUUGGCCUAUUUUCAGUGGAAAACCUAUGCAGUGGAGCAAUAUGAGUUUCAGGAUUCUAGAUCCUCUAAUAUCUUUUUUUUCAGUUGUAUUGACUAAUUAUAAAGGUCAUUCCAAGUCACUCUUUUAUUAUUAGUAGUUUUCUUUUGUAAAUUCUUAGUCAAACUCCUUCUGCUUAUGGUGUGACUCUUUUUCCAGAGAAAGCAGUGAUGUUUAAAGAAAAAAAAAGUUAUUUAAGCUAUUCAGGUGUGGUGGUGGCACUGGGACAUCUGUUUAAAUACCCACAUUAUUUUAAUAUAAUUGUUUUCUGGGUGGGUCACCUUUGGAAAAUAUUUUAUUAUAGCUUUAUAGUCUAUACUUAACAACCUGCUUCAUGAUAAGUUGACAUGUCCUUUGUAAUGUCUACAUUUUGAAAUUGUACUUUUUCAUGCAUUUUACAUCUAGUUUGUGUAAAAUAGAAAUAUUUCACACUCCAAUGCAGUGUUAUCUUCUUUUGGUCAGUUCUGAAAUAUCCUUAUAUCCAUAUAUCUAUAUCGAAUCUGUUUUAAAUUUUAUUACCCAAUUUUACUUGCCAUUCCUGUUCACUUGCACGCAGAAUUUAGUUUUUAUUCUGGAAACCCUUAAGUAAAAAGUAACAACUGUAAAAAUAUAGGUGAAGGUUGCUAUACUAAUAAUGUAGAUUUUUUAUUCAUUUCUUUAUCCCAAAGUUCACCACAAGAUCUUAGCAAAAAUCUCUUGACCUUAAUCUGAGGGCUGAAGCAAGGAGCCAAUGGUGAGGGGCUUUGAAAGCUGCCAGCUGCCCAGGCCUCAGUGAAGUCCUCAGAGGGGUGCUGCCUUUCCUGUUCUCUCCAGCAAGCCUCCUACUCCAACAAAAAUUCCUGGUAGCUAAGCAGCAGCCAGACAGCUUCUAACCACCAGGGAAGAAAGGAGUUUUCUGAAUAGAUGGAAUUUCAGGUGAGAACUAAGGAAUAUGACAUUUAGUUAUCCUAGCUGCCUUAUUUCAAGCAAAUGUGUUUACAAGGAACUCUGGGUGGGCAAGCUAACCUGGAGCCAAUUGCUUUACAGUACGUUGAGACUCCGAGUAAGAAUCUCUAAGCAGAAAAUACAUCUUGUUAG
This is a messenger RNA of Globicephala melas (long-finned pilot whale), 4943 nucleotides long. RefSeq names its product hepatitis A virus cellular receptor 2 (gene HAVCR2). The record is from RefSeq and is a predicted model, not a curated record. Gene Ontology annotation, biological process: regulation of transcription by RNA polymerase II. Gene Ontology annotation, cellular component: mediator complex. NCBI's taxonomy places the organism in Eukaryota, Metazoa, Chordata, Mammalia, Artiodactyla, Delphinidae.